This is a messenger RNA of Rubroshorea leprosula, 3424 nucleotides long. NCBI's taxonomy places the organism in Eukaryota, Viridiplantae, Streptophyta, Magnoliopsida, Malvales, Dipterocarpaceae. The record is from the annotation of a GenBank genome assembly.
AUGAUUUGACCCUUUCUUACCUCUUACUCUUACUCCUCAUCAUGUCUGCUUUCAAAUCUCACUCCCCACUACCUGCUAACAUCAUCCAAUAGUAUUUCCUUCUCAUCAUUCAUCAUCUCUCUGUGUACUUUUUUGUGCACAUUCUUUAAUUCUACAUCUACUUUAAUUGGUCAGCUACAUUCCAUUUCCAAAAUUGUAGGGGAAGAAACCCAUUGAACAAAGGGGAAAUUUUGCAAAUGGGGUUUCCCUUGAUGAUGAUUUUAGUGGAAGAUUGAUUGUAAUGUUUCAAAGUUUGUGUUUUUGGACCCCUAAGAGAGCACCCAGUUGGGCUUUAGCUCUUUCUGGGUACUCCCAUUGUGCUCAAGAGAUGAGAUUUAUUGAUGGUUCUGAUUUUGGUACAAGGGGUUGAGACGUGCUUGGAGUUCUUCUGAUUUUCAAGUUUCUGCAUUUUUGGUUUGGACCUUGGUGAGGGAAUGGAGGUUGAGAAGAAACGUUCCAAGGGAGGAUUUUUUCACUUGUUUGAUUGGAGUGGUAAAUCUAGGAAGAAGUUGUUCUCUAACCAUGGUGAAUUGUCUGAAGUAUCAAAACAUGGAAAACCAGUCGAAAAUGUAGCAGGACCUUACCCUCGUUUGAUAGACUUGGACGAGAGAAAAGCAAGUUCGAGCUACAAAGAAAGCAGUGAAUUUACCUCUGCUUCAUCAGUGACUAGUGAUGAGGGAUAUGGGACUAGAGCACCUGGGGUAGUUGCUAGGCUUAUGGGUUUGGAUUCAUUACCUACAUCAAAUGUUCCAGAUCUAUGUUCUACCCCAUAUUUGGGAUCCCGCUCUCUGAGAGCAUCUCAUUAUGAGACUAGUCCUAGCUUGUGGAAUGGAUAUAACCCAAUGGAACACUCCAACAUGCACCAUAAGUUUGAUGUGUCUUCUUCAAAUUCCUCUGAAUCAAGGUUCCACAAGGUUCAGAGUCGACCAAUUGAGAGAUUUCAGAAUGAGAGUUUGCCUCCAAAAUCAGUGAAAUCAAUUCCAAUAACACACCACAAGCUUUUGUCUCCUAUCAAGAGUCCAGGGUUCAUAAUGAGAAAUGCAGAUUAUAUAAUGGAGGCUGCUGUAAAGAUAAUUGAGGCAAGUCCCCAGGCAACUAGCAAGAAUAGAGUAUCAUCACUGAGGUCUUCUCCAGUUCCUUUAAAAGUUCGAGAUUUGAAAGAGAAAAUGGAAAGUAGAGAUAAAACAUCCAGAUCUCAGAGACCUGGUGAGCCCAGUUCAUCUAAGACUAUAAAAGGCCAACAGGGCAGAUCAGAUUAUUCACCAAUGUCUAGGGCGUUGAGGACAUCUAGGGAUUUUGAAAAGGGUAUUUCUCCCAGUUUGGGGAAGGAGAGAAAAUCGGUUUCACUUGCAGUGCAAGCAAAAGUGAAUGUUCAGAAGAGAGAGGGAUCAGACUCAAGUGGUUUUAUGGGUUCUUUGAACCAGAAGGAAAAGAAUGAUAUCAAAGCAAAACACUUUUCUAAGAGCCAGACAAUCAUGCAAAUGACUUUGGAGAAAGAAGCUUCUGCAAACAGGCCUAACAAUGUGCUGAGGCGGAAUAACCAGAAGCAGAAUUUUGCAGCUAAUCAAGAUUCUUCAUUUUCAAAGGCUGCAGUUUCCAACCAGCAAGGCAGAAAAGCGAAGGCCAUAAAUGGCACUGGUACCACUGGGUUGAAUAAAACUGGAAAUAAGGUCACUGUAAACUCUGAAACUAGGACAACAGUCUUGGUGGCAACUGAUACUAAAAAGGAGCUUCCCCUAUCUAGAAGAAGGAAUUUACCUAGAAAGAAACAACCUUUAAAUGGAAAUCUUCAUUCUGAAGGAAUAAUUUCUGGUAGUUCAUCGAUCAGUAAAGAUAACAGGUCAAUGAAAUGUAACAUUACAAUUGACAGGCACAUCAAUUGGGGCGCAGAGAAUAUGAAAACAGGCAUGGAUGUCAUUUCAUUUACAUUUUCAUCUCCCAUCAAAGGAUCCAUGUCUAGUCCGUACUCCUCUGGUCAAGAUACAGAAAAGAAUAGCAGCUUUGUUACUGAUUCCUCUGGUGACAGCGAUCAGACAUGCCUUGGAAGUUCAGCAUUUGGUUCAGCUCGACUUAAUAUAAUUGAUAGCGAUGAUCUAAGUGUCCUUUUGGAACAAAAACUCCAGGAACUUGCAUGCAGAAUUGAGUCAUCCAACUGUAAUGUGAUAACAGAGAAUACUUCUGUUGGUCCUGCAUCAAGUUUGCAAGAUUCAGUGGCCACAUCGUCAGUGGAACUUGACAAAAGGCUUCAACUCAAUCUAGAUAAAGAUAUAUUACAUAUCCCAGGUGAUUCUGAUUGCUCAUCAAAUGACAACUCAGGGCUUGAUGAGAAAAAGAAGUGGCAGUUUGAAACAGUGAAGGAGCAUGAUGAUAGCAGCGACCACAAUGAGACCAUGACAGAAUUUGAUCUGCUCCAUUCCAGCCCAGUUUCUCUUCUUGAAUCCUGUGCUGCAAGCAGAAGUUGCUCACAUAACCAAAAUGGGAUCAAAAGAUCUUUGUUGGCUCUGGAUCAAGCAACCUCAAGCUGGAUCUCUUCAGUUGAGUCCCAACUAGAUGGUGGAACAGAGUUAUCUGACACAGCAUCUUCUAUAUCAUUGGGGUACAUUGAUGAGAAGCAUAUCACCCAAGCAUUCGAUUUUAUUGAUCAUACGGAACCAACCAAUUGGGAGCGCAAUUACAUUGAACUGAUGCUUAGAAAUUCUGAUCUAAUGUUCAUAGAAUUUGCAAUAGGCGAUACCAAUGAAGUUAUAGUCCUGGAUGCCUUCAAUCAGCUGGAGAGGGAGAAUGCAAAAGAGAGAAAUGGAGAAGAUUACUCCAAGCCAUACCGUAAACUACUGUUUGAUUGUGUGAGUGAAUGCCUAGUCUUAAGAUGUCAGCAACUUUUUGUUGGAACAUGCAAAGGAUGGACUAGAUGUACAACGCUGUCCCGCAGAAGGGAAGUAUUGGCAGAAGAAUUAUGCAAGGAAAUUUCAGGUUUGAAAAGUAUGGGAGAUGUGAUGGUGGAUGAGCUUGUCGACAAAGACAUGAGCUCUCAGCAAGGAAGAUGGCUUGACUUUGAUACAGAAGCAUUUGAAGAAGGUGUUGAGAUUGAGAAGGUCAUAUUAACUUCUUUACUUGAAGAAUUGGUUUCUGAUUUCUUGCUCUUCUAGAACUCUCAUAUUCAUGUUCAUGUGCUGGAUCUUUUAUUUUGUUUUUCUAUUUGUUAGAAAUGAAUAUAUAAAAAUGGAUUGGUGCUUUGUAGUUUGGACUAUACUACACUGCAAAACACAAACUAUUAAAUUGGGGAAGCCCACCCUUGCCUUUAGGGUGCCCUGCCUGCCCAUAUGAUAAUUCAUGUUGUACACCCUCAUACAAUUUGAACUAUACAAUAUAAAGAUGCCUUUUUUCU